UCUCUUCUCUCUCUCUCCAGAAACAGAGAGUCGGUCCAAAAUUUGGUCGACCGAACAUUCACCACGCAUACGACGCGGAAACUCUCCUAUAUAUAUACCCACUUACAUACCCAAUCCAAACACUUAGAAACCCAUUUCCCUCUUCUCUUUCUCUCUCUCUCUGUUUGAUUUGUAUAGCAUAUAUAUAUAUAUAUAUAUAUAUAAUAACUUCGUAUAUAUAUAAGCGAGGCAAAGGAUAAGCUCGUAAGAGUUAGUAUAAGCAUAUAGCUGAAAGAAGGCGGCAGAAUUGGUGACUUGCAGACCAAGUUUUCUCACUCGUGCACAUCCGAUUCUCGAAAAAGAUGGAGAAAACCCAGCAAUACGAGCGGGUAUUCAACCACUUCGACGACGACGGCAACGGCAAGAUCUCCCCCAAGGAGCUGCGCCUCUGCGUGGGGUCGUUGGGCGGAGACCUGUCGGAGGGGGAGGCGGAGGCGGCGGUGGUGCUGAUGGACUCCGACGGCGACGGCGAAUUGGGAUUCGAAGACUUCGUCAGACUGAUCGAAGGAGGAGAGGGAGAAGAGGAGGAGAAGGUGAAGGAAUUGAGAGAGGCGUUCAGGAUGUAUGAGAUGGGAGAUGGGUGUGAGUGCAUUACACCCAAGAGCUUGAGGAAAAUGCUGAGGAAGCUUGGGAAGAGCAAUACCAGUAUUGAGGAGUGUAAGGUGAUGAUUGCUCAGUUUGAUUUGGAUGGAGAUGGAGUGCUCAAUUUUGAUGAGUUUAGAAUAAUGAUGUCUUAGAUUUUCCAUUUUAAGGAGAGAUUUUAAUUACUUGAGGAUUCUUUCAUUGUAUUUUUGGGGCCUUUCUAGGCCAUUAAUGGUGUUACUAUAUAUAUUAUUUGUGAUUUUACUUGAUUAAUUCUUUGUAUAUAUAUGCUCCUAUAUUCCAACUUUUCAGUUUAUGGGUACAACAUCAUUCUCUA
Messenger RNA from Rhododendron vialii, 958 nucleotides. Its product is annotated as putative calcium-binding protein CML19. The transcript has a single exon. The record is from RefSeq and is a predicted model, not a curated record. The coding region runs from base 342 to 776 and encodes 144 amino acids. Gene Ontology annotation, molecular function: enzyme regulator activity; calcium ion binding. Lineage: Eukaryota; Viridiplantae; Streptophyta; Magnoliopsida; Ericales; Ericaceae.